Nematocida parisii ERTm1 is the source of this 298-nucleotide messenger RNA. RefSeq lists its product as uncharacterized. Bases 1 to 285 code for a protein of 94 amino acids. The transcript has a single exon. The record is from RefSeq and is a predicted model, not a curated record. Lineage: Eukaryota; Fungi; Microsporidia.
AUGGAUAUGGCUGUACCAGUAGAUAUACCACAAGUACAUAAUAAUAUGCUAAUUACAGUAGUACAACUGGGUAAGAUAGUUCUAUUACUUAUUACUAUUAUUAUUGCACUAAUUAUACUAAAUAUACUGUGCCGUAUACUAACAGUGAUAACUAGUAUAGAUACGAGUAGAAAGGCUGGUUUAUGUGGGGAGGAAGAAGAGCAGCAUAAAGAUAAGGGUUAUGAAGAGACUUACUUAGAGAAUACAUUCAGGAAGGUAGUUGACUUCUUAACUAUUCCAUAUUAAAUUAUUUAUUACA